AUGGACCCCAAGAAGUUCCUAGCGGAAACGGUGCUCAAUGAGCGACGGAAUGUCACUUAUCGCUUGUUAAGCCGCGCGCUCAAGAUCCACGCCAACCGGGCCAAGCAGAUCCUCUUUGAUUUCCACGCGACCGAAAAUGCAAAGAGACCGCAGAGUGUCCAUGCGACCUACGUCAUCACCGGCAUCCAGAACCCUCCCGAGCCACCCGCAACAAAUGGCCAUGCGAAAGACGAGGAUGAGAUUAUGCAGAGCAGUCCCUACCUGCCAAGCUCAAUACCAAACCAGGAGGGUUUAUUUGGCUCUGUCGAAUACACGGCCAUCACCCUAGCCCGAGAGGAAGACUUGGAGGAUGCAAAGUCAGCUUUUAAAUCCAUCUCUUCGAUUCAUGUCUACAGUAUCCAGCCUACGGUACUCCAAGAUCUUAAUUCGCUGAUUGAUGUUGCUCGCGAAAUUGCGACGACCUACGCACAGGACGAUCCAUUGGAAGUCGGAAAACAAUGGGGCAUGAUCCAAAAUCCUCAUGUGAGGCGCAGGACUGGAGCUCGACCACCCCCGCCUGCCGCUGCCGCUGCCGCAGCGCCAAAGCCCAAGCCAGGAUCUGGAUCGGCCGUUCCUGCAAAACGUCCUUUACAGUCUGAGUCGUCGACAAAAGCCGAAACAAAGACGGAGGAAGCGAAGUCGCAAUCAGCCCAGCUGAGUGACUCGCAGUCAUCUACCAAAUCGACUACCAAAACCGCACCUGCGAAGAAGGGUGAUCUCUUCAGCUCGUUCGCAAAGGCGAAAGCACCAAAGAAAAAACCUGAAACCCCUUCUCAGCCAGCGGAACAAAAAGACGUUGUGCUUGGCGAUGCCUCUGAGGAGGAGCAAGAGGAGCUAUUCCCUGACAGUGGGACUAAGUCUGCUACCAUCCGUGAAACCAAGAAGGAACGUGAAGACAAACUCAGGGCUAUGAUGGACGAUGAUGAUGACGACGCCGAUGACGAGGAGAUGCCCGACGCCGAUGAUGAGCCAGUUCGAGAACCGACGCCUAUUGAGCAACCACCACCCCCAAAGCCGACCCAGCUGAAGGAAGAAGUCACCGUUCAAGGCGGCCGCCGACGUGGAAAGCGACAAGUUAUGAAGAAGGUGCAGAUGAAAGACGAGGAAGGCUAUCUCGUAACUCGAGAAGAGCCGACAUGGGAGUCAUUUUCUGAGGACGAACCGGUACCCAAGAAGAAACCUGCUAUCAAUGUACCAAAGGCCAAAGCUGGAGCGAAAGCUGGACAGGGGAACAUCAUGUCAUUCUUUGGGAAAAAGUGA
Molecule: messenger RNA, 1299 nt
Organism: Penicillium chermesinum
Lineage: Eukaryota; Fungi; Ascomycota; Eurotiomycetes; Eurotiales; Aspergillaceae
Exons: 9
Coding region: 1-1299 (432 amino acids)
Biological process (GO): DNA replication; DNA strand elongation involved in DNA replication; DNA synthesis involved in UV-damage excision repair
Cellular component (GO): nucleus; delta DNA polymerase complex
Molecular function (GO): DNA-directed DNA polymerase activity
Source: RefSeq, a predicted model, not a curated record